This is a messenger RNA of Capsella rubella, 658 nucleotides long. RefSeq lists its product as uncharacterized. Gene Ontology annotation, cellular component: mitochondrial inner membrane. The coding region runs from base 117 to 410 and encodes 97 amino acids. Gene Ontology annotation, biological process: mitochondrial respiratory chain complex IV assembly. The transcript is spliced from 3 exons. The record is from RefSeq and is a predicted model, not a curated record. Lineage: Eukaryota; Viridiplantae; Streptophyta; Magnoliopsida; Brassicales; Brassicaceae.
AAAAAAAAAAAAAGGCUGAGAACUUUGCUUGGACCUCACCACCCUCCGUUCUUAUAUUUACCCGCAUAGCCUCUCUCCUCUCAGUUUUCGUUUAGCCUCCAAAUAUUACCAAAGCAAUGGCGGAAUCAAAGACCAAACUCGAAGAAAUCAGAAAAUGGGUCUCUGAUCACAAGCUCCGUACCGUCGGUUGUUUAUGGCUCAGUGGUAUUACCGGUUCUAUCGCCUAUAACUGGUCUCAACCUGCCAUGAAAACCAGUGUCAAGAUCAUCCACGCCAGGUUGCACGCUCAGGCGCUGACUUUAGCUGCUUUGGCUGGAGCAGCCGUGGUGGAGUACUAUGACCACAAAACUGAAGCUACCAACCGCUAUCCGAAAUUUCUCCCCCCUGAAAACAUAUCUCACAAAGACUAAACUCUGAACCUCUAACAUGCAAUGGUGGUCACUGCGUAUUCUGUUUGCUACUACACGACAUGUAGCUAGAGAGAUUUUUUGUAAACCUUUCAGCUAAAACUUUCAUGUAUUCUUUAAAAACAAUUUGCUUAUCAUUUUAUCAUUCUUUGAUACUUUCAGAGAUAUUAUUCUGUGCUGCAUAUUGCACACCAGAUACAGAUUUGUAAGAGAUAACGUACUGAAAGGAAUAAAAUUCAUGAUUAAAUUUA